AUGCUGUUUCUCACCUAUGUCUCCAAACUUACCCCAGCCACAGUACGAGCCCGGCGCCCAACCAUUGGCGACCCAUCUGCCUUCACCUAUCCAUCCACUGGGUUCGGACAGCUUUCGCCCUCUGACUACCGGGCCAAUCAUCCAGCGGAUGUCUUCACAGCAGGAGAGCAUUCGCACGUGCCGGCAGAUCAGAACCACUUCCGUCUUGGACAGCUUGACCCCACCACCGGCAGCUCUGGCCAAAUGUUUCCUGAAGCAGAGUAUUUGCAUAUCUACCUCAGCAGUGAAUUUGAUGACACCUUCUGGGCCGUGUCUAGUGCCAAGGGCCAGGGCAUCUCAGGAUGUUGA
Penicillium bovifimosum is the source of this 348-nucleotide messenger RNA. RefSeq lists its product as uncharacterized. The transcript has a single exon. The coding region runs from base 1 to 348 and encodes 115 amino acids. NCBI's taxonomy places the organism in Eukaryota, Fungi, Ascomycota, Eurotiomycetes, Eurotiales, Aspergillaceae. The record is from RefSeq and is a predicted model, not a curated record.